Molecule: messenger RNA, 1353 nt
Organism: Clavispora lusitaniae ATCC 42720
Lineage: Eukaryota; Fungi; Ascomycota; Pichiomycetes; Serinales; Metschnikowiaceae
Gene: SPL1
Product: Spl1p
Biological process (GO): [2Fe-2S] cluster assembly
Cellular component (GO): nucleus; cytosol; mitochondrion
Molecular function (GO): pyridoxal phosphate binding; cysteine desulfurase activity
Source: RefSeq, a predicted model, not a curated record
AUGUUUUUCAGACCGGUUAGAGGCGUUCUGAGAAUAGUGCGCCAUGCCCGGAUAAGCGCAAGGCCGCUUGCAACUUCUGUUCCCGAGGGCAUAUCCAUUUCGCUCAAAAACUCAACCAGAGAUGAUUCCAAGUACGGAACCAGACCAAUCUAUUUGGACGUCCAGGCAACCACGCCGACCGACCCACGGGUCUUGGAUAAGAUGUUGCAGUUCUACACUGGCUUAUACGGAAACCCCCACUCUUCGACGCACGCGUACGGAUGGGAAACAGAAAAAGAGGUGGAAAAAGCCCGUGGAUAUGUGGCCGAUGUGAUUGGCGCCGAUCCCAAGGAGAUCAUCUUCACCUCAGGCGCCACCGAAUCAAACAACAUGGCCAUCAAGGGUAUUCCUCGGUUUUACAAGAAGACCAAGAAACACAUCAUCACAACACAAACAGAACACAAGUGUGUUUUGGACUCGGCCAGACACAUGCAAGACGAAGGAUUCGACGUGACGUAUUUGCCCGUCUCCUCUGAAGGGUUGAUCAGCUUGGACGAUUUGCGCAAUGCCAUCCGCAAAGACACUGUGCUUGUUUCUGUCAUGGCGGUGAACAAUGAAAUUGGUGUGAUCCAGCCGUUGAAGGAAAUCGGCCAGAUCUGCCGGGAAAACAAGAUUUUUUUCCACACCGAUGCAGCCCAAGCGGUGGGUAAAAUCCCCAUUGAUGUCAAUGAAAUGAACAUCGACAUGUUGUCCAUUUCCUCUCACAAAAUUUAUGGUCCUAAAGGUAUUGGUGCUGCUUACGUGAGAAGACGCCCAAGAGUCCGGUUGGAUCCAAUCAUCACUGGAGGCGGCCAAGAGCGUGGUUUGCGUUCGGGUACUUUGGCUCCAGCCUUGGUGGCCGGUUUUGGCGAGGCUUCUCGUAUCAUCAAGAAAGAAAUGCCUUACGACUCGGCUUACAUCACCAAGCUCUCGAAAAAAUUGAAAGAAGGCUUGUUGUCUAUUCCUGAAACGCAGCUCAACGGUGUUGUGUCCGACUCAUCCAAGCAGUAUGCUGGUUGUGUUAAUAUCUCCUUUGCCUACAUUGAAGGUGAAUCGCUUUUGAUGGCUUUGAAAGAUAUCGCCUUGUCCUCGGGUUCUGCCUGUACAUCGGCUUCCUUAGAGCCAUCCUACGUCUUACAUGCUUUGGGUGCAGAUGACGCUUUGGCGCAUUCUUCGAUCCGUUUCGGUAUUGGCCGUUUUACCACAGAAGCCGAGAUCGACUAUGUGAUCCAGGCCAUCCACGAGCGCGUGGAGUUUUUACGUAAAAUGUCCCCAUUGUGGGAGAUGGUGCAGGAGGGUAUCGACUUGAAUUCCAUCGAGUGGAGCGGACACUAG